AUGGAAUACUCUUCUACCACGUGCAGUCCAAGCUAUACUUGUUCCAGCCCUCGACGUGAGCGUGCCCACCGAGACAGCGACGCGACGCUCAUUGAAAACACACGAUACAAUGAAUCCAUUCCAUGUACUGCCGAGGAGCUCAUUGAUAUGUAUGGUGAUGACGACUACAAAACACAACGUAUGGCGGAGUCUAGCGGGACCGAGCUAUAUUAUCCUCCUAUUCGUCCUACUCGUCGACAGCGUCGCAAAUCCGGACAGUAUCGCCCUGUCCCUGUCGAUGAUUAUGACUCUGGUGCCCCGGAAUGCACAUCCCGCCGCUCCUCCAUGAUGUAUCCAGACUCGUCCAAGGGUGACAGCCUGGGAUACUCGAACCAAGAAUACCAUGAUCCCCGUCAUAGCCAUUAUGUUCACUACCCGCUAGAGAAGGAGCACGCAUCUAUUCAUGGCUACGGCAACGGCUACCAAAACGAUCAUGAUAGUGCCCACCGUGACCCCCAUCACACCGCUCGCCAACACCCUAGUGCCAGGUGCUGCCACAUUGACCAUGCUGGGGGCCAGGAACAAGUACAAGCGCAGUAUCAAACUGCGACCUUCCCUCCGGAUGCACUUCCCGUCUCUGUCAUUCCAUACUUGUUCCCCAAGAAGGAGAAGAAGGUCUCUACGGCCGGGCGACUUCGGAAGAAACUGGUCGAAAUUACAAGGCAUCCGGACGUAGCAGUUCUCGGAUACAGGCCAGGUCAGCCGACGCCACGACACCAUAUUGAGGCCGAGUUGGAGAAGGACAUGUACUCGGAGGAAUAUGAGAGAAAACUCGCAAAACAUCUUCACUCCCUCAUGGAUCGGCGCGGGGCCAACUAUGGCGGCCCCCGACCCACAGCCAACCCUGCUCAUGAGCUCUCACACUCAUGCGGGCGAGACGGUCCGUCUGGCAGCAGGCGCGAGUCAUUGGUGUCGAACUCCGCUUCCCGUUCCCAGCGUAUGUCGAACUUCUAG
Molecule: messenger RNA, 993 nt
Organism: Fomitiporia mediterranea MF3/22
Lineage: Eukaryota; Fungi; Basidiomycota; Agaricomycetes; Hymenochaetales; Hymenochaetaceae
Exons: 2
Coding region: 1-993 (330 amino acids)
Source: RefSeq, a predicted model, not a curated record